This is a messenger RNA of Mus pahari (shrew mouse), 1499 nucleotides long. Its product is annotated as clavesin-2. NCBI's taxonomy places the organism in Eukaryota, Metazoa, Chordata, Mammalia, Rodentia, Muridae. The transcript has 4 exons. Gene Ontology annotation, molecular function: phosphatidylinositol bisphosphate binding. Gene Ontology annotation, cellular component: membrane. The record is from RefSeq and is a predicted model, not a curated record. Bases 746 to 1489 code for a protein of 247 amino acids.
AGCAGGCUGAAGUUGGGGCUUGGGAUAUUUGAAUGCCUCCCAAAAUACGUUCCUAUCCCUAAGAGGCAGAGAGAGGAGCGGAGAGCAUGUGUGAGCGCUUACAACGCUAGGAGCUCUCUUCUGGGAUAAUCAAGAGUUGGGAUGAGCCGGAUCCUCUUUUAGCAGCAGUCGGCUCAGGAGUGGCUGCGGCAGCCCCAGGGGCGCGCGGGACCCAGUGGCUCUCGGGGCAGUGGAACAGCCCCUGCGGGCUGCGCCGUGUCACCGCUUGGGCGUACAAAGGUAAAGGCUGCCGCAGCCCUAGAGGGCUUGCAUCGUCCGGGCGUUCCCAUCCCUUCCCUUCUUCCUCUCUCGAAGGCAAAAGGCUGGCCGGGUAGCGAGGUCCUAGCUCUGCGGGUCCCCACCCUUCCUGCUGACAGGCUGGCUGUCCUUGGAUGAGGUCGCCGAGGCUGCUCCCUGGUGAAUCCUCAGGCGGGUCUCAGCCACCAUCUCUCUCCUCUGCUCCAUCCCUCUGAGAGGAGUAGAUGCUGCUGUCGCCCCUACCGCCGCCACCACCUCCGCCAGGGCUGAUGGAUGCUGGGGAGUGCCGCAUUGCUUAGUGUCUCUGCCUCGCGGUUUGCUGGAAAGGAAGCAGACAGCAGUGAGGAGAAGCGGAUGCGGGAGUGUGGUGUGGAGGUGACAAGUACCAGGUAUAUUGUUGGACACACAAAGAGAGGAUCAGAGUAGACAGCUUGGCUACAAGGGGACAAUGACUCAUUUGCAAGCUGGUCUCUCUCCUGAGACUUUGGAGAAAGCUCGCCUGGAACUCAAUGAGAACCCAGACACUCUGCACCAGGACAUCCAAGAAGUAAGGGACAUGGUCAUCACUAGGCCGGACAUUGGCUUUCUGCGCACAGAUGACGCUUUCAUCUUACGCUUCUUACGGGCCAGGAAAUUUCAUCACUUCGAAGCUUUUCGACUCUUGGCCCAAUACUUUGAGUACCGGCAGCAGAACCUGGAUAUGUUCAAAAGCUUCAAGGCCACUGACCCUGGCAUCAAGCAGGCACUGAAGGAUGGCUUUCCUGGGGGCCUGGCCAAUCUGGACCAUUAUGGGAGGAAGAUUUUAGUCCUUUUUGCUGCCAACUGGGAUCAGAGCAGGUACACACUGGUGGAUAUUUUGCGUGCCAUCUUACUUUCCUUAGAAGCCAUGAUUGAAGAUCCAGAGCUUCAAGUAAAUGGAUUUGUUUUGAUCAUAGACUGGAGUAACUUCACCUUCAAGCAAGCUUCUAAGCUUACACCAAACAUGCUGCGACUCGCAAUUGAAGGUCUUCAGGACAGCUUCCCCGCAAGGUUUGGAGGAAUUCACUUUGUCAAUCAACCUUGGUAUAUUCAUGCCCUGUACACUGUGAUACGCCCAUUCCUCAAAGAGAAGACUCGGAAAAGGGUACUUUGUUUUUUUGUUUUAAAAUCUGAUCUCUGUCUUCACCCCCAUUCAAUGAUUUCUGAUACAUAGCUGCUGAUUU